Messenger RNA from Kogia breviceps (pygmy sperm whale), 2316 nucleotides. It is a transcript of the gene LMAN1L, whose product is annotated as lectin, mannose binding 1 like. Lineage: Eukaryota; Metazoa; Chordata; Mammalia; Artiodactyla; Physeteridae. Gene Ontology annotation, biological process: endoplasmic reticulum to Golgi vesicle-mediated transport. The record is from RefSeq and is a predicted model, not a curated record. Gene Ontology annotation, cellular component: COPII-coated ER to Golgi transport vesicle; endoplasmic reticulum-Golgi intermediate compartment; Golgi membrane. Gene Ontology annotation, molecular function: D-mannose binding.
UCACUACCCAACUUUAUCAGUUAUCAGCUCAAGGUCAAUCAUGUGCCAUCUGCACCCUGUUCCCCUCAAGCUCCGGGAUAUUUGGAAGCAAAUCCUAGAUGUUACAUCAAUUCAUCCGUAAAGCUUUAGUAUAUUUCUCCAGAAGACAUAAGAAAAAAAAACAAAAAACACUACCACAAUACCAUUAUUACUCCUAAAAAUUCUAACAAGAAUUCCUUAAUUUAAUCAAAUAUCCAUUGUUCAAAUUUCCCCAAUUGUCUCAUUUUUCCCCCAUUUAGUUGGUUAAAAUUAGGCUCCAAACAAGGUUUAUGCAUUGCAUUUAUUUACUCUGUCUCUAAAGACGCCCUUUCUAUUUUCAUAUACUUUAUUUGUUGAGGAAACCAGGUUGCUUGGAGGCAUGAGCAUUUGGGAAUAUGGCAGAGAGCCGAGUAUCGCAGCAGGGAGAGCAGGAUAGGGAAGGAUGGGGUGGGUAGGUAAUGGCCAGGCAGUGGGGACAUCCAUCUGUGGGAAGGAGGAAGGAUGUAGGGGCCCAUCCCAGGCAGGGAGGAAAGUCAGAGCUGCGGAGGGUGGCCCAUCCCAGGGACCCCUGAGGCCCCGCAGCCACUGGGGCAGAAGGGAGGUAGAAGGAUGGCCUGAGCCGAGGAGCAGGGGCAGAGCUUAGGUUGCCAAGAGGUCGGGCUGCCCGUCAGGCUGGAGGUGAAGUGAUGGGCGGGGCCUGAGGUCAGGCCUGGAAGGAACAGGAUGUCUGUGCUGCGCAGGUAGGGAGAGGACAGUGCCAAAACCCAGCUCCUGGCCCAUCCCACCUCCUCCCCACCUGGCCCCAUCCCAGGAGGCCCUCCCUGGCCUCCCAGUUGCAAAUCCACCCUUGGGCCCGGAUACCAGAUCCUUUCACAAUGCUGGUGGUCCAUGGCCUGGAUCCCUUGCUCUGCCUUCUCCUCCUCCUCUUUCUCCUGGACCCUCACAGCCCUGAGUGGGGCCACCCGCCUCAGCGAAGGUUUGAGUACAAGCUCAGCUUCAAAGGACCAAGGCGGGCAUUGCCUGGGGCUGGAAUACCCUUCUGGAGCCAUCACGGAGAUGCCAUCCCAGGCCUGGGGGAGGUACAGCUGGCCCCAGCCAUGCGGAACCGGAAUGGCGCCAUGUGGAGCAGGACCCCUGUCCUCCUCUCUGCCUGGGAGGUGGAAAUGCAGAUGAAGGUGACUGGGCCGGGGCGCCAGGGAGCCCAGGGCAUGGCCAUGUGGUACACCCAGGGCAGGGGCCAAGUAGGCUCUGUCCUGAGGGCGCUGGACUGGGACAGCAUUGGGAUCCUCUUCGAUUCCCCGGCUGAGGAUACCCAGAACAGCCCUGCCAUCCGUAUGCUGGCCAGUGAUGGGCACAGCCCCUACGAGGCGCUUGGGGAUGGAGCCAGCCGGGUGCUGGGGUCCUGCCACCAGGACUUCCAGAACCGGCCUUGCCCCUUCAGAGCACGGAUCACCUACUGGGGGCAGAAGCUGCAUGUGAGUCGCCCCUCCUGCUUUUCUCUGCCCCGAUCCCCAGGGGAAAGAAGCUUUGACCUGGAGGAGACACUGCACAGACACAGCCAGAUCCUGCAGGCUCUCCAGGGUCUCUCCAAGUACUUGGCACAGGCUGAGAGGCAAUGGAAGAAGCAGCUGGUGUCCCCAGGCCAGGCCAGGCCAGAGGGAGCCUGGGCCCAGGACUCCCCCUGCCAGGUUCUACCCACCCCUGAGAGAGGUUGCCAACUCUCCAGGCUGGCACUCCUGCAGGACUCAGCUAAGGUCAGUGCCCUACUCCGUGGACAGCGGACUCUGCUCCAAGACCUGCAAGAGAUGAGGGAUGCAGCUGCUCACAUGGCCUCAAGAGCCCAGGUCUUCUAUCUGCCUGUGGGCACCAAGCAUCAUUUCUUAGAGCUGGCCCAGAUCCUGAGCCUUCUGCAGAAGGACCUGCAGGGUCCAGUGAAAGCGGCAGCCAAGGACUCCUGCCCACCUGGUCGGCCCCCAGGGGUUUCCUCGUGCCUGCAGCCCGGCAUCUUCCUGUUCUUCCUCCUCAUCCAGACUGCAGGCUUCUUCUGCUAUGUACACUUCAGGUGGAAGCUGGACAAGAACCUUCAGGACUAUUUGUCCACAGGCAGCCUUCCUUUGAGUCCUGCACCACAAGUCCCUAGGACCCUGGGGGCUCUGAGGAGGCAGCCCCUCUCCCCCAGCAUACAUGGGUGACCUACCUCAACGCCCUGAAGAAAUGUCCACUUCUCAUCACUAGGAAGUCACUCUAUGUCUGGGAGGUGGAGAGCUUGGCCAGUGUCCUCUGCCUCUGGGUACCCAG